AUGCUAAAAUACUGUACAUUUUUCUCUAUUCCAGUGCCUGAUGAUCUCUCCAUAGAAGAGAGAGAAGAGCUUUUAAAUAUUCGUCGCAGGAAAAAAGAACUGAUUGAUGAUAUUGAGAGAUUAAAAUUUGAAAUUGCUGAGGUUAUGACAGAAAUUGAUAAUCUGACUAGUGUAGAAGAAAGCAAAACCACACAAAGAAAUAAGCAAAUAGCCAUGGGAAGGAAGAAAUUCAACAUGGACCCAAAGAAGGGAAUACAGUUUCUGAUAGAAAAUGACCUCCUGCAAAACACUGCAGAAGACAUUGCACAGUUCCUUUAUAAAGGAGAAGGAUUAAAUAAAACGGUAAUUGGAGAUUACCUCGGUGAAAGAGAUGAAUUUAAUAUUAAAGUUCUUCAGGCUUUUGUUGAACUCCAUGAGUUUGCUGAUCUCAAUCUUGUACAGGCCUUAAGGCAGUUUCUGUGGAGCUUCAGACUCCCAGGAGAGGCUCAAAAAAUUGAUCGUAUGAUGGAAGCUUUUGCUUCGCGCUAUUGCCUUUGUAACCCAGGAGUCUUCCAGUCUACAGAUACAUGCUAUGUGCUGUCAUUUGCCAUCAUUAUGUUAAAUACCAGUCUGCACAACCACAAUGUAAGAGAUAAACCAACAGUAGAGAGGUUUAUUUCUAUGAAUCGUGGGAUUAAUGAAGGUGGAGACCUUCCCGAAGAAUUGCUGCGGAAUUUAUAUGAAAGUAUUAAGAAUGAGCCGUUUAAAAUUCCAGAGGAUGAUGGAAAUGAUCUAACGCAUACAUUUUUUAAUCCAGAUAGAGAAGGUUGGCUGCUGAAAUUAGGUUAG
Mesitornis unicolor (brown roatelo) is the source of this 828-nucleotide messenger RNA. It is a transcript of the gene CYTH3, whose product is annotated as cytohesin 3. NCBI's taxonomy places the organism in Eukaryota, Metazoa, Chordata, Aves, Mesitornithiformes, Mesitornithidae. The coding region runs from base 1 to 828 and encodes 275 amino acids. Gene Ontology annotation, biological process: regulation of ARF protein signal transduction. Gene Ontology annotation, molecular function: guanyl-nucleotide exchange factor activity. The transcript is spliced from 8 exons. The record is from RefSeq and is a predicted model, not a curated record.